Messenger RNA from Trypanosoma theileri, 2070 nucleotides. RefSeq lists its product as uncharacterized. Bases 1 to 2070 code for a protein of 689 amino acids. The transcript has a single exon. The record is from RefSeq and is a predicted model, not a curated record. Lineage: Eukaryota; Euglenozoa; Kinetoplastea; Trypanosomatida; Trypanosomatidae.
AUGGCUUUACAGUGUGAGAAGGACCUCCUCCGCCUUCUUCGCAGUAGUGUCAAUGCGAAUACCAGCAAUAAUGGUAAUCCCACACCUCAACUCGCCCCUGUUGAUAUCAUUGCCGCACUACACGCCGCACUUGCCACUCACGCUGGAGAAUAUUAUGAUGCCCAUUGUCAUGCAUUUCUCAGUUACGUGACAAAAUUGCAGGAAUUUGGAUUUACAGCCGUAAAACAGGAGAAGUGUAGUUUUGCGAUGCCGCAGCGGGAUGGAACGUUAACAGAGUUUUUUCCAAAUGGUGCUGCUGUUGAGGUAACGGCUGCAAACUAUUCAUACUUUUUGAGAUUAUAUUGGAAAUGGCAGCAGGAAAUCAUACCAGAUGUACAAGACUUUCCAAUUGCCCCAUUAUUACACCUUGGUGGAAAUUAUUACCCUAUUGCAAUCCUUAUAGUAGAUUACUUGACAAAUAUAAACUCAGAUUGGUGUAUACGAAAUGAGAAUGAUUGGAAUGCUCUUCAAGUGACCUACUGUAUACCAUUUGCUGGAGAAUUACAUGAUAUACGACCGGGAACACGAAAUGAUCCUGUUCCCUUUUCAAAAGCCAGACGAUUUGGAUUGGAUGCUAAGAAAUCAUUACAACAACUUAUGGAUGCCGCUCACAAUUCCGCUUGGUCUUCUACUCUCUCAGAAGAAGAAUCUCAACAACAACAACAGCUCUCAUUAUUGUCUCAUGGAUAUUUGGAUUUUUUACGUUCCUUAGAUAGUGUAAACAAACCUAUGGGUAUUUCAAUGACAGAAGAGGAAUUCAACAAUCUUAACCUCACAUACAGUAUACCACUCAAUAACACAUUUGUUCCACUCAUUUCUGAUAAUGAUAAUGAACCUGUAAAGUUGGAAGAUAAAGAUCGUUUUAUAGCUUUGGCCAGAUCAAAAAUAAUGGAAUCUAUAAAUGUUGAAACUAGAUCCAGUAACAAUAUUUCUAGCUGUUGUUCUCAUUUAAAAGAAAUGCCUUCACUGGAAGAGAGUUUUUGGAAUGUUAUUGAAAGUAUUAGGAAGGACCCAACAUCUGGUCCUGGUCUCUGUUUCUCAAUCCGAAUUCUAGAUCGUGAUGUUCUUCUUAAAGAAGAUGGUGCUAAUAUUGCGGUUACCAAAGAGAAUGUAGAAGAGUAUGUUAAUCUUAUCUACAAAAUGAGAGAUAUGAUUCAUGCCGCCUUUGUUGAAGAUGAAGUUAAAAAUAGUCAUCACAGUUUUUCUACAAUUUCUUCAUUAAACUCCUCUGAAGCUAAAAGGCGAUCAUUAGAGCAGUACCCACCACAUAAUUCUGCAGAGUGGAAUAAUUUUACUUUAGAUCCAGAUGAUUUAAAAAAUGAAGUAUUUCAAAUUUUACAAAAUAUUCAACUUAAUAAGAAUAUGAUGAAACCAGAAGAUUAUGGUGGUCCAUUUCUUACUUUUGUUAUUCCAACAUAUGGAAAAGGAUUAUAUAAACUACUUCCCAAUGGAAACUCUAUUCCUGUUACAUGGUCAAACCAUGAAGAGUUUUUAGAACGACUGGAGUUUGAAAAACAACGUCUUGAAGGUAUUCUCUUGGCUCAGCGACUGUAUACAUCUAAGCGAAAACAACAAAAGCAGCAGUCAACAAAUUCGGGUUCGUUUGUAAAGAUGCUUCCAGGUGACUGGAGUCUUCCUGUUUGUCAGCGCAGCUCAACACUUCCCUUGCAAAAAGAGACAAAUCAAAAUAAAAGUGAACAUAAAAAAUUAUUAAAUCAUCCUCCACCAGAAACUAUGAAUGCAGCGGCUAUCACCACACUUGAUGAAAUUGACAUGUAUGAAAAAAAUCUCAGAACUCUUCAAAAUGGAAAAGAUAAGAUUUCACUUAAAGUGUUUGAGGAUUUUGGUCUUCGGUAUGUGUUGACUGUGGGUGGAGAGAAGAUUGAGUUAGUGAAGGGUGGUAAACGACGUCUUGUGUGCGUUCAGGAUUUAGAUACGUACGUGAAUCUGGCGGUGGAUAAAUUAAGUGAGAUACGACGUUGUAUUCUCUCGCAGGUCCAGAGAAAUGACAGUGAAGUUCAUGUAUCAUAA